Messenger RNA from Eimeria maxima, 3099 nucleotides. RefSeq lists its product as hypothetical. The record is from RefSeq and is a predicted model, not a curated record. The transcript is spliced from 4 exons. Gene Ontology annotation, cellular component: nucleus; SWI/SNF complex. Gene Ontology annotation, molecular function: transcription coregulator activity. Gene Ontology annotation, biological process: regulation of transcription by RNA polymerase II. The coding region runs from base 1 to 3099 and encodes 1032 amino acids. NCBI's taxonomy places the organism in Eukaryota, Apicomplexa, Conoidasida, Eucoccidiorida, Eimeriidae.
AUGCUGCACAGAGCAGCAACUGCUGCUGCUGCUGCUGCUGCUGUUGCUGCUGUUGCUGCUCCUUCUCCUGUUGCUCUUGCUGCUGUUGCUGCAGCAGCUGCCGCUGAAACGGCUUCUACGCUGCAACCUUCUCGGGGAAAGAGGAACAGCAGCUACUGCAGCAGCAGCAACUCUUGCAGCAGCAGCAGCUACAUUGGCAGCAGCAGCUACUGCGGCAACAGCCACACGCGCAGCAAUUGCUGCUGUUCUUCGAGUAGCAGUAGCAGUAGCAGUAGCAGCAGCAGCAGCGGGUAUUUGAAGGCCUGGAGGAGAAACUACUGCAGCAGCAUCAGCAACAGCAGCAGGAGCGACAGCAGCAACAGCAGCUACAGCAGCAGCAGCAGCAGGACCAGCAAGACUCCUGCCUUCUUGCCAUUUGAUUCAUCAGCACUUGUCUUCUCCGGUGUCUCCUUGCGGCAGCAGCUGCUGCUGCUGUCCCUGCGUGCAGCAGCAGCAAACUCAAAAGCAGCAGCAGCUGCUGCUGCAGCAGCUGCUGCAGAGAGAUGGGGAUGGUAUUUGCGUGCAGCUGCUGAACAGCAGCGCAAGUCUCUAGCAUGCAUAUGCAACGAGGCGUUGCUGCUGCUGCAGAACGCUGCUGCUGCUGCUGCUGCAUCAGCAGCAACAGCAAAAACACCAGCAGCAGCAGCAACAGCAACAACAGCAGCAGCAGCAGCAGCAGCAAAUUCAGGCGUGUCUGUUACCCAUAUCUGCAUAGAAGGCGCCAUACCCUUGCUGCAGCAAGUUGCUGCUGCUGCAUGCAUGCCCUUAAAGGAGAAGCAGCAGCUCCCCUUUGUGCGGCAGCUGCUGCUGCUGCUGCAGCAGUGCAGCAAUAAUGAGCUGCAGCAGCUGAGUCCUGCUGCUGUUGCUGCUGCUGCUACUGCUCUCAAGGAACUGGAUCUGCUGCAGGGUGCAGCAGCACGUGCUGCUGCUGCUGCACUACUUGAUAAGGUAGAGAGUCUGCCGCCGCUGCUGCUGCUGCAGGCUGCUGCAGCUAUCGGGCCUGUCUUGCAGCAGCAGCAGCACCACCACCACCCGCAGCAGCAGCAGCGGUUGCUGCAGCAGCUGCAACACAAACUUAAGCAGCAGCUGCGUAGACACCAGAGUUGCAUGCAACCAAGCAGCAGCACAUUUAGCUGCCUAUACACCCGAGCUGCUGUGGGGUGUCUUAGAUCUUAUGAGUGGGAGCAGCUGCAGCAGCAGCUGCUGCAGCAACUGCAGCAGCAGCACAGGCUAGAGGACGCAGAGCUUGUGCAUGCAGCAGCAACAGCUGCAGCAGCAGCAGCAGCAGGCCGCUGCAGCAGCGAGCUCGUUACGGUGUUUCUAUGUCGUCACUUCCUCCUGCGGUUAGGAGGAGGCGAUUUGCUGCAGCAGCAACAGCAGCAACAGCAGCAACAGCUGCAACAGCAGCAGCAGCAGCAACAGCAACAGCAGCAGCAACAGCAGCAGCAACGGCAGCAGUUGCUGCAGCAGCAGCAUACAACGGAGUUUUUGCUGCAGUUGCUGCAGCAGCAGCAGUUUGGCUCUGCAGGAUCAGAAGGAAGACCAUUGGCCUUCUGCGUGCAUGCGGCACUGCUGCCGGCGCUGCGGCAGCUACCUGCUGCUGCUGUGCUGCAGCUGCUGCUGAGUGCUGCGGAGUUGCUGUCUCCUCGAUCCUCGCCUCGCAUGCAGCAGCAGCAGAGUGUUCGUGGUCGGGUGUUGCUGCAGCAGCAGCAACAGAGUGCUAGCGCGCUGCUGCUGCUGGGGAUGCGUGCUGCUGCUGUAGCAGCAGAGAUGCAUGCAGGGCGGCUGCAGCAGCAGCAACUGCUGCAGCUGCUGCGUGGGAUUGCAUGUCUUGCUGAUGCUGCUGCUGCUGCUGCUGCUAGAUAUGAUGCAGCCAGCAGCAGCAUCAUUCAUGAUCAUCAGCAGCAACAGCAGAAGAAACAGCAGCAGCAGCAGCAGCAAGAGCAGGAACAGCAACAGCAGCACCUACAGCAGCAGCAACAGCAGCAGCUGCAGCAGCAGCAGGAUGCCUCACGAGAUCUCCUCCUUCAUCUACCACCGAUAUUGACGAAUGUCAUCGCUGAGACAACAAAACAUUUUAUGCUGCAGUGGGUACACUUGCUGCAGCAGCAACAGCAGCAGCAGCAACAGCAGCAGCAGCAACAGCAGCAGCAGCAGCAGCAGCAGGAGACUGAGGCAGCAGACAUCCUGUCCCCAGGAACUGCUACUGCCUGUCGACUUAUUGCUGCUGCUGCUUUGAGGUGCAGCAGAUCUACCACCAUCAACAGCAGCAACAGCAGCAACAGCAGCAGCAGCAGCAGCAGCAACUGCAGCAGCAGCAGCAGCAGCAGCAGCAGCAGCAGCGACGAGGCGAUGAAGCGUGCUGCUGAGGAGGCAGUAGAGGUAUUAAAAAUUUCUACAACUUUGCUGCCUUUCCUUAAUAUAGGAAAUAUACCCCAGCAGCAGCAGCAGCAACAACAGCAGCAGCAGCAACAACAGCAGCAGCAGCAGCAACAGCAGCAGCAGCAGCUGGUGGUGGAUCCCCGCGAGUUUGGGUAUUUGCUGCCGCUGCUGCAGCAGUUGCUGCCGGUGUUGGCACAUGGAGUUGCUGCUUUUCCUGUUCCUGCUGCUGCUGCUGCUGCUGCAGCAGCAGCAGCAGCAACAGCAGCAGCAGAUGCAGCAGUAGCAGCAGAACAAACAUUAGCAUUAGCGUUCCGUUCUGCUGCAGCAACAGCAGCAGCAAGUUUGCUGCUGCGUCUGAGGCCUCUGCUGCUGCUGCUGGGAGGAUUAAAUUCUGCUGCUGUUGCUGCACCUACAGAAGCAGCAGCAGCAGCAGCAGCAGCAGGGAAGCAUGCUGCUGUCUGUGAAUCAGCAACAAUGCUACUGUUGCUGCUGCAGCAACUGCAACAGCAGCAGCAGCAGCAGCAGCAGCAGCAGCAGCAAAUUGCAGGUUUACUGUCUCCUAGAGCAAACAAACACUGCGGCAAUGCUAUUGCAGCUAUUAAGGAACUACAAAAGGAUGAUCAGUUAAUGCGCACAUUAGCAGCUGUUAAUACCCUAGCAAACCCUGCUAGGGUUUAG